This is a messenger RNA of Babesia bovis T2Bo, 537 nucleotides long. RefSeq names its product E2F-associated phosphoprotein family protein. Lineage: Eukaryota; Apicomplexa; Aconoidasida; Piroplasmida; Babesiidae. Gene Ontology annotation, biological process: positive regulation of cell population proliferation. The record is from RefSeq and is a predicted model, not a curated record. The coding region runs from base 21 to 497 and encodes 158 amino acids. Gene Ontology annotation, cellular component: nucleus. The transcript has 4 exons.
AGGCCUUAUGGCACUUAAAAAUGAGCCGUGAUACUGGUUAUUUUAGAAAUAAGUAUAAAAUCGGUCUAACAAUCCAUCCAGAUACCGACACUAACUCUGUACCGCUUCCUGAAGAAUGCUAUGCCUCUGAUGUGGAUGAAUCCGAUGCAGAGUUCGUGCGCGAUACAUUUGGGCUUUCUGAAGGAAGUUCAGAUGCUGUGUUAUGUUGCCCGGGUUGUUUCACUCCUAUAUGUUACAAAUGUAGAAUAAAUUCCUUUGGUCUAUUUGAAUCCAAUGAAGCUGUGAACGUCACUGUGGAAUUUGGUGCUACAGAAGAUACAGAUACACCUGCAGAAUCUUCAUCUGAUAUCGUAUAUACCGCUAAACGUGGUCCUGGUGGUGUACACACUGCUUCCACUGACUGUAUAGCUCGGUGUGACGAGUGUCGCACUGUAGUUGCUGUUGUAGACGAUCAGGGUGUCUAUAAGUUCAGGUGUGUAAUUGCAAGUCGCCCUUAAUACACCAGUUUACUGCCCCAGUCUAUAUACAGUACUCUAU